Messenger RNA from Diachasma alloeum, 639 nucleotides. RefSeq lists its product as uncharacterized. Lineage: Eukaryota; Metazoa; Arthropoda; Insecta; Hymenoptera; Braconidae. The transcript has a single exon. The record is from RefSeq and is a predicted model, not a curated record. Bases 1 to 639 code for a protein of 212 amino acids.
AUGAAGAACUACAUCUCUCAGAGUCCCAAUCUAAGUUUUCUAAUGGAAAAUGCAGGCUGGAAAAUCAACGAUGAGAAGAAAAUUACUGAUAAUGAAGGAUACUUUGAUGUGUCUAUUCCGUUGAGCAUGAUUUUGGAGUUUGCUGAAGAUUACCAGAGAAUUAUUGUGAACGCAAAAAAUGAGUCAAUUCUGACGCGCUCGCAUAACAAUCUUAAUGCUAUCAUUCAACAAGCUCCUGUUGCAGUACAGCAGGCUGAAACUUUCAAAAUCGCCAUUACCAAGAUUGAUUGGAUGAUUCCCUACAUCAAACCUGCAGACUGUCGGAAAGUGCAACUUCUUAAUCAGAUUUCAAAAGACAAUCUAGUGCCAAUCAGUUUUCGAGGUUGGGAACUGUAUGAGUAUCCGCUAUUGCCUAGAACAUCGAAACAUGUCUGGGUUGUCAAAACCUCAACACAACUGGAAAAACCUCGUUAUGUCAUUGUAGGCUUUCGAACAGCCAGAAAGAAUGAAGUCAUGAAAAAUGCCAGUGUAUUCGAUCAUUGUAAUAUUCGAGAAAUUAAGUUAUUCUUGAACUCACAAAGCUAUCCUUAUGGAAAUCUGAGUCUCGAUAUUGCACACAAUCAAUCAGCUCUGCUUUAG